This is a messenger RNA of Podarcis raffonei (Aeolian wall lizard), 2618 nucleotides long. RefSeq names its product abhydrolase domain containing 8 (gene ABHD8). Lineage: Eukaryota; Metazoa; Chordata; Lepidosauria; Squamata; Lacertidae. Gene Ontology annotation, molecular function: catalytic activity. The record is from RefSeq and is a predicted model, not a curated record. Bases 323 to 1582 code for a protein of 419 amino acids. The transcript is spliced from 5 exons.
AGGGAUUUGAUGUGCAGGCAAGGCUUUAAUGCUCCUCUUCCCCCUCCUCCCCGUUUGCAGAGGUGAAUUUCUGAAGGCAGGAAGGAAACCUUGGGCUGAAAUCCCUCCAGCUCUCAUCGGGGGGGGGGGGGGAGUGUCAGCUGGACAGAAUCACAGCAGCAGAAAGUGGGUUGGUUUGGGGUGGGGUAAGGGGAAGAUUUCAUGCGGUUCCCAGACAUAUUGAGCCUGCUCCUUCCUUCCUUCCUUCUUCCUUCCUUCUCUUAACCAUCUUUUGCCAUCUCGCGGAGCCUGACUGGUCCUUGCGGAUAAAUGAGGAAUCACGAUGUUCACCAGCAUCACGGACGGGCUCCUGUGUUGCCUGAUGGGCAAGACCCCCAAUGCCGUGGGUCCCCUGGAGAGCGUCGAGUCCAGCGACGGGUUUAGCUUCGUGGAGGUGAAGCCCGGCCGGGUCCUGCGGGUCAAGCACCUGGCCCCCGCACGCCCACCGGGGGCCGAGGACACGCCCCAGACCGCGGGCGUCGUGCACUGCAAACGCCGCAUCACAGUCUACCGCAACGGGCAGAUGGUCAUCGAGAACCUGGGCGACGCCGUCCGCGCCGACAUCCUCCACUGCCAGAACGGCUCCGAAGCCAACGGCACGAUGGAGCUGGAGGUCUUGGACACUGCUGGCACCGGCGCAGCCACCCCCUCGGCCAACCCCCCCGGUCCUGGCCCUGCCAAGCGCCGCCGGCGGAAGCCGAAGAAAGUGGUCAACGUCGACUGCACCAAGUUCAUCACCAGCUGCAAGGGCACCCACAGUGACGUGGUCCUCUUCUUCAUCCACGGCGUGGGGGGCUCUCUGGACAUCUGGAAGGAGCAGCUGGACUUCUUCGCCAAGCUGGGCUACGAGGUGGUGGCUCCCGACCUGGCCGGACACGGGUGCAGUUCGGCCCCCCAAAUCGCCGCCGCCUACACUUUUUACGCCCUGGCGGAAGACAUGCGGGCCGUCUUCAAGCGCUACGCUCGGAAGAGGAACAUCCUCAUCGGACACUCCUACGGAGUCUCCUUCUGCACCUUCCUGGCGCACGAAUACCCAGAUCUGGUCCACAAGGUGAUAAUGAUCAAUGGCGGAGGCCCCACGGCCUUGGAGCCCAGUCUCUGCUCCAUCUUCAACAUGCCUACAUGUGUCCUGCGCUGCCUCUCCCCCUGUCUGGCCUGGAGCUUCCUCAAGGCUGGCUUUGCCCGCCAAGGCGCCAAGGAGAAGCAGCUGCUGAAGGAAGGGAACGCCUUCAACGUCUCAUCUUUCGUCCUGAGAGCCAUGAUGAGCGGCCAGUACUGGCCAGAGGGGGAUGAGGUCUACCAUGCGGAGCUGACCGUGCCUGUCCUCCUCGUUCACGGCAUGCACGACAAAUUUGUCCCUGUGGAAGAGGACCAGCGGAUGGCUGAGAUCCUGCUCAUCGCUUUCCUGAAGGUGAUUGACGAAGGCAGCCACAUGGUCAUGAUGGAGUGUCCGGAAACCGUGAACACCCUUUUGCACGAGUUCCUGUUAUGGGAGCCGGAGGCUGUCCCAGCCGCGGAUGGAACAGAAGCAGAGAAGAAAUAAGAAAUAAAAAAACCAAAACCCUUAACAGCUACUUCGUGAAACUAGCGGCCUGCUCACGUUGCUGAUUCCAGAGGGAUGUUUUUUUCUGGUUUGGAGCUUGCGGCAGUAGAAGGUGCGGCUGUGGCCGGCGGACACCUCCCUGCAAUGCGGGACGGGCGGAAAAGCCUCUUUCCUCCUCCUCCUCCUCCGCAGAGAAGCAGACUGGACCUUCGUGGGCUGGGCACAUGCAGGGUCACAGCCGAGUGAGGUGGACCCUCAAGACAGGUGGGAGGGAAGGGGUUGGCCGCUACCUGAGCUUUUGCCCUCGCCUUCCCCCUUGUAAUGUCCUCGUUCGUUUUUUCACACUCAGCCUCUGGAAGGCUGCAGAAAAGAGGCUGUGGCGCUUCCUCAGGACGUGUCCCAAGAUGGCAACCUCAACUCCGUUUGGGAGCCGGCCAAGCUGACUCGGGCACGAUUGAACCGACCCGGAUUUGUGUACACAGCUUAAUAAAUCGGCGACCCUCCUCCCCCCGAAUUCCCUCUGCCCCUCAAAGGUGUGGUAAACAAAUUCUCCACAUUGGCUGAGCCAGGAAGGAGAAGGCAGUGGGGAGAUUCGAACACUUGCCCAUUGCUUGAGACGAGCAUCAGUGCUAGGUUCUGCCAUGGGGGCAGGCGUUCCCAAGCCCCUUGCCAAGAGGUUCAGGGGGCAGGGCUCCCCGGUAUUUACUCACCCAUCAAACACCUCCUCCCCUUCUCUUCACAUCGCCUCCAAACCUCCGCAUUCUCUGGGCAGAAGGUCCUGGAGCCCUUCUGGAGUUUGGGGGUUCGCUUCUGGUCUUCGGCAGCUUGUAAAUGUACUGUGAAAAAUUGCAGGACCCAAAGGUAUUUCAGGGUAAAGGCACCUCUCUCUCCUCUCCACAAUCUUUGGCACUUUGGUUGGGAGAGCAAAGUCCCCGUAACUGAGUAAUUCCUUAUUUUGUCAGUGCCCGUUUGCUCCGUAUCAAACCUUUGGAACGCUCCCCUCCCUUCCCCAUUCACCAGGAGAAAUGGAAAGGAA